GCCAUAGAAAGUAUUGCACGCGGCUCUGUCAGCCUUGUAAGUGAGCGUGUGUGUAUGUGUGUGUGUGGCGGAAAGUCCCUACCCCUGUGGAAAUCCCCGCUUUUUUCCGUGUUGAAAAAAACCGUUUCACUUAAAUUAAGUUUAACACUGUGAGCUAGGAUCUUAUACCGUGAGCACACUACAAAUUAUUUGCGAGUAAAGGUUAAUGGCGCUAUGGACGAUUGCGGUUACACUCAGUGAAGUGCCAGUGGUCUAGUCGGAGCAUCUUAUGGGCUUUGUUGAUACCGACAUAUUGAACAGUACCGAGUUGGUGCCGAUUAUUCCGGAAUACACCAUGUCGCAGGGCCAAAACUUCCUGCCUAAGUUCCUGUUUGUGAGCAACCUGUUCAAGGCCAUGAAGAUCCGGGAGAGGGUGCCUAACGAUGUGGUGAAGCCGGCAGUCAGCGGGGGCCUGGUGCACCACCUGCGGGGUAUGCACCGGCACACGCUGGAGAUGAUCCGCAUGAGCCACUUCCCACAGACCUUCCGCGAGAUCAUCCAGUCGGCCAUCCUGGACCGGGCCAUGCAGACCUCCCUGGAGCAGGAGAAGAGGCUCAACUGGUGCCGCGAGGUCAAGAAGCUGGUGCCACUGCGGACCAAUGGAGAUGGUAACUGCCUGCUUCACGCCGCGUCCCAGUACAUGCUGGGCGUGCAGGACACGGACCUGGUCCUGAGGAAGACCCUAUAUGCUGUGCUGAAGGAGACCGACACCACGGACUUCCGAGCGCGCUUUCAGACGGAGCUGCUCCACUCACAGGAGUUCACUCAGACCGGCCUCCGCUACAGCACCAUGAACUGGGAGGAGGAGUGGAAGAAGAUUGUGGACAUGGCCUCACCGGUGUCCAGCAGCAGCGGCCUGCAGUUUGACUCCCUCGAGGACAUCCACAUCUUUGUGCUAUCCAACAUUCUUCGGAGGCCCAUCGUAGUCAUUGCAGAUAGUGUGGUAAGAAGUAUGAAGUCGGGUUCCUCCUUCGCCCCACUCAACGUGGGUGGCAUCUACCUGCCCCUGCACUGGACCGCCAGCGAGUGCUACAAGUAUCCCAUAGUGCUCGGCUACGACUCGCAGCACUUCGCCCCUCUCAUCACCAUCAAGGACAGUGGCCCAGAGAUACGCGCGGUGUCACUGAUCAAUCCGGGUCGCGGCGGCUUCGAGGAGCUGCGGGUGCAUUUCCUGACCGAGAAGGAGAACCAGCAGAAGGAGCGGCUGCUGAAAGAGUACCUGAUGCUGAUCGAGAUCCCCGUCAUCGGCGUCGCCUACGACACCACGCGCAUCAUCAACGCAGCCAGGUUGGAUGAAGGGAACCUCCCAGAGGAUAUGGACCUUAUGGAGGACUACUUGCAGCUAGUCAACCACGAAUACAAGCGCUGGCAAGAGGACAAAGAGGCCCUCUGGGCACCUCAGCUGCAGCAGCGGCCACCGCCCUUCUCCGUCUCGCAGCUCUCGCUCAUCGAGAUCCGCUGCGCCACGCCGCGCUGCACCUUCUAUGUGUCGGUGGACACGCAGCCGCACUGCCACGAGUGCUUCGAGAAGCGACAGGCCAGCAGGAAGCUGGAGCCCAAUGUGGUGGCGACGGUCGGGCCCGGGGUGGUGGUGGGAACGGUGGGGGCGACGCUGGUAGGACAGUCGGGGUCUGAUUCGGAGGGAGGGUGCAGUCGCGGUGCCCCUCCCGCCCCCACAACUGCGGACCGGGCCCUCGUGCCGAGCCCGCGAUCGGCGCCCCCCACCGCUCCCAGUCUGAGCCUGUACAGCGAGACGCACGCUAUGAAAUGCAAGACGCCCGGCUGCCUAUUCACCCUCAGCGUGGAGCACGACGGACUAUGCGAGCGUUGCUUCGCCGCCAGGCAGAACCCGCCCCCUGCCCCCCCCAGCGCAAACACCACGCCUCUCAACGGCCCGACGCACCACGGCUGGAGCCAGUGGACCGGCGGGAGGGACCUAGACAGAGACAGAGACCGAGAGCGAGAGCGGGAGUGGGAGCGCGAACGGGACCGCGAGACGGAACGCUGCACCGCGUGCCGACAGGAGGCCUUCAGGACAUUCAACGGACUGUGCCCACCCUGCAUGCAGCGGACGGAGGCGGAGCGCAGCGAGCCGCAGCAGGCGCAGCAGCCCGCGCCCCCCCGCAUCGACCCCUCCGCCGCCUCGUCCUCGGUGUGGACGCAGCUCCGGGCCGCCGAGCGCUCGGCUGCCUCGGGACUCACGCCCUGGCACGUGCCCAACAGCACGGCGCGGCUGUGCAAGCGCAGCGGGUGCCAGUUCUUCGGCACGCAGGAGAAGCUGGGCUUCUGCACCAUCUGCUACGUGGACUAUCAGACCAACCACCAAGCGCCACCAUCCACAGUGCAGCCGCGCCACACGUCCGAGGCGGGCUUCCAGAACUGUCCGCGGUGCCGCGGGCCAGGCUGCGGAGCGGUGGGCAAGGCCAUGCUGGAGGGCUACUGCAACAAGUGCUACGUGAAGGAGCAGAGCGCCCGACUCAACAAGGCCACCACCAGAGGACCCAACUCGCCACCGCUAGUCGUGAGAGCGCCCAAGCCUCGUCCUCCACCCACCGAUGCCCAGUGCAGACGCAGCGGCUGCAAGAACCUGUCGCCCGGCUGCACAGACCUGUGCCCGGACUGCGUGGGUCGGGGCCAGCGCGAGGGCCGGCGAGCCCAGGCGCCAAAGGAGAAGAGCAAGCAGCGUUGCCUCACGCUGGGAUGCGACCACUACGCCAACCAGGAGAAACAGGGCUACUGCAACGAGUGCGACCACUUCAAGCAGAUCUACCGCGGCUGAGACACGCAUCUUAAGACAGCGAGAAUGAGAAAUUCGCCCCCCGACGCGGAUGGUACGGACUAGCACGUGGCUCAGUUCGAGGCAUGAUUCGAGUUCAUGAGCGGCUCCAUUGUUUUUUUUUGGGCCACUGAAAAAUUAGAAGCCAGCCCUCGUCACACACAUACAACCCCACCUCUGUCCCCGCUGAAUCAACUCGAAGGCCGAAUGACAAAACUACUGAAACCCCAAAACGAAAUCUGCCUGAAGAGGCAGUAAUGACUUAAAUUUUGGGCAGCUGAAGAGCCUGAUCGGUGAAUUGGCUUUUCCUCCCUUCUUAAUAUGCAGAUGAUGUGAUGGUCGUCUGUGCAAAGUGUAUCGGGCAACAGGGUGACACCGCAGUCCAGAAGACCUGUCUCCUUCCAAACAUAUACACACACACACACACACACAUACACACGUCUGUGGUCACGUGUGUUUAGUGCCAAACUGCCUGCCUGGAAGGAUCCUGCUCUAAGACAGCUGAAUGUCCAUCGAAUGUCAGGGCAGGAGGGACUCACGGACAAGCAAGGACAUGAAUGAAGUGAUCUUAUUUUAUGCUCAAGAGCAGCAUAACUGACCAAAGUUAAUUUCGUACUAAUGUAAAGUUUUGAGGAAAAAAACAAUACAAAAGCAAAACAAAAACGAAUGGUGCACAUUGCCAAAACACUGAUUCGAAGACAUGGACCCCAGCAUUCCCUACAAUGAACAAAUCCUACACAAAGACAGCUACACACACACACACACACAAUCACACACACACACACACACACACACACACACACACACACACACACACACACACACACACACACACACACACACCAGAAACAAAGGUGUGCUUUUGACGUCUGCGUUGAAGACGCCACUGUAUGUACAAACUGAAUCCCUGUCAUGGUCACCGGACUAUUGUCCACUCAUCGGUUUGCCAUGUCACUUAACGUGCCAUAACAGGGAGGACAUGUUGCCUUUCUGACACUGAGUUUGUAUUUGCCUCUGACCACUCAAACACACACACACACACAGUACACUCAUACUGACACACAAUCGUACCUACAGUACGCAAACAAACACACUUUAUUUUGGUUCAGAACAGGACUAUUGUUUUGGGGGUUUUUUGUUUGUUUUUUGCGACAUGCAGUACCACAGCAGCUAAAAUCUUUUGCGGUUCCACGCACCACAAAAUGAGACCUCAUGGACACGUAGCUCAUGAAAAACAGUUUCAAAAAAGUGCAAUAAAACGUCUGUAUAUCCUGCCUUCGAUUUUGUAAAUGGUGGAAAAAAUGAUUUUGUUUUGUCAGUGCUCUCUUCAAGCAGAGUCUAGAGAGCAGUCAUAACAUAACGGUUCCACGCGUUCCAUGGAGAACGCGCGCAAAGAGGAGUCCAGGGAACCCACACAGCCAUCAGCCAUUCCCUCUGUGCAACAGAGAUGAAAUGAUGAAAAAGGACUCAACCCAAGUCUACUGAUAAUACACAUACACUCACACAAACGCAUGUUUUCCCCCAUGCACAUUAUUUCUAUUUCUUUGUGUUUCUUUCUAUUUUUCUCUAUCUUCCUAUCUUUCAGUUCAUCUUAACUAACAUCUAUCUCUCUAUCUCUCCCUUUUUUCCCUGUGCCUAUCUUCAUCUACCUAUCUGUCUCUAUCUACCUAUCUAUCAAUCUAUCUAAACUACCUAGAGUGUGUGUGUGUCUUUGUCUCGCUCGAUGCCACUCGAUGCCUGUCACACAUACGGCCUGUGUGCUCUAACUGACAUGGAGUGAAGCUGCCAAAUAAGUGUAUACAAUAUCUGCAGUAACAUUUUCUCAUGAAGAGGCUAGCCUGCCAGACAGACCACUGUAAACCCCUGCGGAGGGCUAUCUGAUGUAAAGGACCGUAAUCAAUGCCUAACCAUACCUAAAUUCAUUACAGACCUUUAACUGCUUUGCUUCAAAAGCACUUGACAUUUUGAUUUUGAAGUUUUUAAAACAUGUUUUUGAAAAGAACAGAUCAGAUUUGUGCAACAAAUGCAUUGUAUGCUAAGUCCGUUGAUUCCCCAUCAUCUAGAGGGGUGUUAACUGUAACGCAACUACUCUCUUCAUUCAAACCCACACAUGCACACAGAUUCAGAUACUUCAAUAAAUAUCCACUGUAUGCAUCUCUGAGGUCCCAAUACUGUAAUGUAUAGCUUUGUCUACUUGAAACCUAGAUAAAUGUUGGCCUAGAUAGUUACACAAAUGUGCUUUACACAGAGGACGUACCGACAGGGGACAUCUGAGGUUCGCUAAAGGAGAUUUUUUGGAAAGGGUGCACACUCUUUCAGUUUUAUGUCUGUGUCUAAGAGAAGUACAGACCAUCACAAACUUGCACAAUAACCGAAAACGCUGCUCUGAUUUAAGGAUGGUACUUUCUUUGACACUCAUAGCAACAUUCCAAUGACGGUUCUAAGACAAUGAAGAAAGUCUGGAGAAUUUUUUUAUUUGUGCAACCUUUCAUAUUAGAUUGUAUGAAACGCCUUUUUUCUCUCCUGUUGAUUGGUUUAGUAUUUAUUCAUAACAAAAUAUGUGUACCAUGUGUUGAAAAUAUUUAUAUGUUGUCCUGAAAAUAAAUUAUUUUUAUUAAGAAAAUAA
This is a messenger RNA of Clupea harengus (Atlantic herring), 5441 nucleotides long. It is a transcript of the gene tnfaip3, whose product is annotated as tumor necrosis factor, alpha-induced protein 3. Gene Ontology annotation, molecular function: K63-linked polyubiquitin modification-dependent protein binding; zinc ion binding; DNA binding. Gene Ontology annotation, biological process: protein deubiquitination involved in ubiquitin-dependent protein catabolic process; protein K29-linked deubiquitination; cell migration. Lineage: Eukaryota; Metazoa; Chordata; Actinopteri; Clupeiformes; Clupeidae. The record is from RefSeq and is a predicted model, not a curated record. Gene Ontology annotation, cellular component: nucleus; cytoplasm.